GUGGUUUGCGACUGCUUACGGUUCAAGAAGAAGAACUGCAAAAAUUUCGACACAGCAUUAUUUGCUGUUUAAUAACAAUUUAAAUGCGUGACUAGCGGCGUACACAGUGCAAAUGGCCACGCUACAGGACACAUUUCGCGCCCACUGGCUGAUAUCGGUGUUUGGCCUGAUUCUAUUCACAGCGGGCGGCAGUGUUCUCUACUGGAAUGAGGGACGAGCGGUGCACACAAUGCUCGCCUUGGAUGAAGCCUACGCCGAUGUCUAUUCGAUGCAGUUCACAGAGGAGGAGCAAGAUCAAAACUUCGAGAAUCGCAUAGUACAUCUGUCCGGCCCUAUCAUAUGCGGUGAACCGCUCACCGAACCCGACUACAACAUACAGCUCAUGGCUGUGAAGUUGAAGCGACGUGUUCAAAUGUAUCAAUGGGUCGAGGAAAAGGUAGAACACAAUUUUGGCGAAAGUGUUGGGGCCGGCAGCAGUCUGGAAUCGGAUUCGACCACCUAUUACUACACUAGAGAGUGGCGCGACAAGAUUGUCGACUCGCGCAACUUUAAUAAUCGCCACGGACACACGAAUCCCACUAGUUUUCCCAUCGAGAGCGCCGUCCAGGUGGCAGAUGCCGUCUACAUUGGCAAAUAUGAGCUGGGCGCCCAGGUCAAGCACAAAUUCAAUAGCUUUAAUGAGCUGACUUCGGACAUUCGUCCGGAUGACAGCAGCAUCAAACUUCAUCUGGGUUUAUAUUAUCAUACAAAUGAUGUGUUUAAUCCCGAGAUUGGAGAUUUGCGCAUAUUGUUCACUUAUGCCGGCAUGGAGGGUGAAAUGUACAGCAUAGUAGGUCGACUGCAGGGCAACAAGGUGGAGCCAUAUCUGACCACUCGCGGUGUUCCUGUUCUGCUCGUUUAUCCGGGUGAAAUUAGCGCACUGGAAGUGUUCCGCUUGGAGUAUCGGGCACAGGUGCUGCACACUUGGUGGUGGCGCUUCAUUGGCUGGGUGCUCAUCUUCUUCGGUGUGACGUGCAACUCAAAGCUGCUGCGAGUAAUUCUGCUUCGUGUUCCUUUGUUGAUUGCCCUGGCGCCGGAUUCACAUUUCCCCGUCACUGGAAACUUCAUCAUUGCCUUCUCACUGGCCUUGACCAUCGCUGCCGUCGCCUGGAUAUUGCAUCGUCCCGUGAUUGGCGCCUGCCUCUUUCUCGCUGGCGCCUCGCCAUACGUUUGGCUGACGCGUAACCUCGUCGAUUACAAUCGCAUCGACUGAGAGUACAGCUGUGAAUCUCAGAUACCAAAGACUCACUGGAGCCACUGCUUUAGCUAUUUACAAUUUGUGACGUCAAUAAAAACUGGAUAACACU
Drosophila albomicans is the source of this 1346-nucleotide messenger RNA. It is a transcript of the gene Tmem43, whose product is annotated as transmembrane protein 43 homolog. NCBI's taxonomy places the organism in Eukaryota, Metazoa, Arthropoda, Insecta, Diptera, Drosophilidae. The record is from RefSeq and is a predicted model, not a curated record. The transcript has 2 exons. Bases 113 to 1252 code for a protein of 379 amino acids. Gene Ontology annotation, biological process: nuclear membrane organization. Gene Ontology annotation, cellular component: nuclear inner membrane.